AUGAGCUCGACGCUCAGCGACGACAAGUCCCGGGACGGCGAGAGCCCGGGCCAAGAGGGCAUCCGGCUGUCGCAGCGGCUGUCGACGGCCGAGUCCAUCUGGGUGUCGGAGUCGCUCUCAUUGACGCGCGAGGCCGCGUUUGUGGCCGUUGUGUGCAUGGCGCAGUUUUGCACCCAGGCCGCCUACAUGGGCACGCUCGUGCUCCUGCGCACCAUUGGCGAGAGCUUCCACGUCGACUCGCCGCCGCGGCUCGCGUGGCUCGUGGGCGGCUACUCGCUCACGGUGGGCACCUUCAUCCUCUUCUCCGGGCGGCUCGGCGACAUCUUUGGCUACAAGCGCAUGCUGCUGACGGGCCUGGCGUGGUUCUCGCUGUGGUCGCUGGUGGCCGGGCUCAGCGUCUACAGCAGCUACACGCUGGCCGUCUUCAGCCGCGUGCUGCAGGGCAUCGGCCCGGCCAUCUGCCUGCCCAACGCGCUGGCCAUCCUGGGCGCCUCCUACGCGCCGGGCCACCGCAAGGCCAUGGUGUUUGCCUUUUUCGGCGCCGUCGCCCCGAUCGGCGGCGUCGUCGGCGGCCUCUUUGCGUCGCUGCUGACGCUGGCCUGGUGGCCGUGGGCGCUGUGGGCCAUGGCCGCGCGCGCUGGUCGGCGUCGUCGCCCUCGUGCUCUUCAACUUUGCCUGGACCCAGGCGCCCGUCAGCGGCUGGGGCACGCCCGUCGUCGUCGUGCCCCUGGUGCUGGGCCUGCUGCUCUUCGCCGCCUUUGCCGUCGUCGAGUUCCGCCUCAGCCCCAGGCCGCUGCUGCCCCUCGACACGGUCAGCGCCGACGUGGCCUUUGUGCUGGGCGCCGUGGCCUGCGGCUGGGCGUCGUUUGGCGUCUGGACCCUGUACCUGGUGCAGCUGCUGCAGGACGUCCGCGGCCUGUCGCCGCUGCUCACCACGGCCUGGUCCGCCCGCCGUACGUCAUGGCCAUGGCCCUGUCCGCCUUCACCCUCGGCUCCGUCCUGACCGCCACGACCCCCGCCGACCAGGUCUACUGGGGCCAGACGUUUGUGUCCAUGAUUGUCAUGCCCUUUGGCAUGGACAUGAGCUUCCCGGCCGCCACCCUGAUCCUGUCCAACACCGUCCCCAAGCGCCACCAGGGCGUGGGCGCGAGCCUGGUCAACACCGUCGUCAACUACGGCAUCGCCCUGGGCGUGGGAUUCGCCGGCACCGUCGAGGUCCAGGUGCACGGGGACGGAGCCACGCCCGACGCGCAGCUGAGGGGGUUCAGGGGGGCUCUUUAUAUGGGCGUUGGCUUGGCGGGCCUGGGCCUGGCCGUCAGCCUUUUGUUCGUGGCGCGGGAGCGAAUUUGGAAGAGAGGGGGACGCGCGUGA
Metarhizium acridum CQMa 102 is the source of this 1371-nucleotide messenger RNA. NCBI's taxonomy places the organism in Eukaryota, Fungi, Ascomycota, Sordariomycetes, Hypocreales, Clavicipitaceae. The record is from RefSeq and is a predicted model, not a curated record.